This is a messenger RNA of Suillus fuscotomentosus, 918 nucleotides long. RefSeq lists its product as uncharacterized. The transcript has 8 exons. Bases 1 to 918 code for a protein of 305 amino acids. NCBI's taxonomy places the organism in Eukaryota, Fungi, Basidiomycota, Agaricomycetes, Boletales, Suillaceae. The record is from RefSeq and is a predicted model, not a curated record.
AUGUCCAACGCUGAUGAAAGUCAGUGUGCAUCCAAUCUAGAUGGAACUUUAAAGGAUGCAUCUGAAAUCACAUUCUACGAGUCUGAAUCUGACGAGAUACCUAUCAACAAAAAUUCUGUAACAUUGAAGAUACCAGCUAAAUCAGCCCCGAGUCAGCUUGAUAUCCAUUCAGCCCUCACAAAGUCUGGUGCUUUACCUGCAGCAAGAGUAGCUGGUAGCCGUGUUCAAAAACCAGCAUGGAAGCUUACCACUCACGAAAAUGCUGCAUCAUCAUCAUCUGCAACAAAUCACAAAUGCAAACAUCAGUUGUUGGAUCCAAAUGAUUAUGAACUAGCACCGGUCAAGCACAAGACUUCUCGUAUGCACAUCGACUCAGAAGAUGAGUCCCAAGACCCUCCCACAUCUGUUCUCGAGCAAGAUGCAGAUGGUCACAAUGAUGCACAACUGGAGGAUGAAGAUGACAACACCUUGAAGUCUUAUGCAGAGAUUCAGGACGAACGUUGCACUGAAACACAGGUAUGUCUUUUGGUCAAAAUCUGUCUCAUUCAUUCACGUUUGUUUCACGCUCAGGUGUGUGUUUUUAUUCAAAAUAUUGCAAAAGGCCGAAAAAUGUCAGAUAGCACUACACAGGACAGAAACUGGUGUGAAGUUUGCAAUAAUCAAAUUCAAAGAGCAAGACAUGUCACCAAGCAGGACUGCUGGUUCAUGGGAGGUGUAUCCACACUUCCCAAACACAUUGCUCAUCUAUGUGUUAGCAACUGGGAUACUCAUGGUCUGAUCUAUCAGGCAAAAUGCAAGGCUGCAGGUAUUGCCAUGAACCACAUGGCCUUACUAAAGGGUGCCCUCAUCGAUGAUGUUACUGAACCAUCAACUACCCAGUCGAAGCUUGAUGGCUUUGCUCACCCCGCUUCUCGAUAG